AUGGGUGUGACAAUCGUUCUCGGAAGCCAGUGGGGCGAUGAAGGAAAGGGAAAGAUCACGGAUAUGCUGUCGCAAGAGGCGACGCUCUGCUGCCGUGCUGCGGGUGGUCACAACGCCGGCCACACCAUUGUCCACGGAAACGUGACUUACGACUUCCACAUCCUCCCCUCCGGACUUGUUUCAGAUAAGUGCAUCAACCUCAUCGGUGCCGGAACCGUUGUGCAUGUUCCUAGUUUCUUCAAGGAACUUGCGGCGCUUGAGACGAAGGGCCUCAAGGGCGCCGCGGCCCGUGCUUUCAUCUCGGAUCGCGCCCACGUCUGCUUCGACCUGCACUCUGUUGUUGAUGGCCUUGAAGAGAAGGGUCUCGGCGGUAGGAAGGUUGGAACUACCGGCAAGGGAAUUGGACCUUGCUACAGUGACAAGGCUUCAAGAAGGGGUGUGCGUGUUGGAGAGAUCUUGGACGAGGAGCUCUUUGAGCGGAAACUCAGGACUCUGCACACCGGUUACACGGCGCGGUUCGGACAGCUGGACUACGACGUCGAGGAGGAGAUUGCGCGGUUCAAGGAGUAUCGAAAGCUACUCGUCCCGCACAUUGUCGACCAACUUGCCUUCUUUAACAAGCACAAGGACUCGCCCAACACCCUGGUCGAAGGCGCAAACGCCCUCCUCCUCGACCUGGACCACGGCACUUACCCUUUCGUGACAUCCUCCUCCACCGGCCUCGGCGGCGCCGUCCAGGCCCUCCACCUCAACCCCACCAGUAUCAAAUCCAUCAUCGGUGUCGUGAAAGCCUACACCACCCGCGUCGGCUCCGGUCCCUUCCCCAGCGAACAACUCAACGCAGACGGCGAGAAACUGCAAAAGGUUGGCCGGGAAUUCGGCGUCACCACCGGCCGCAAGCGUCGGUGCGGCUGGUUUGACCUUGUCCUCCUCCGCUACUCCCAAUCCAUCAACCACUACACCGCGCUCAAUCUCACCAAGCUCGACAUUCUCGACGACUUUGACGAGAUCAAGGUUGCCGUUGCUUACACCCUCCCCGACGGCACCCGUCUGACGGACACCAUCCCCGCCGACGCGGAGGUCCUCAACAAGGUCGACGUCGAGUACGUUACCCUGCCCGGCUGGAAGAGCAACACCAUGGGCGCGAAGAAGUACGAAGACCUCCCCGAGAACGCCCGCAACUACGUCGAGUACAUUGAGCGCGAGCUCGGCGGCGUUCCUGUGAAGUGGAUCGGAACAGGUCCCGCUCGUGACGACAUGAUCUGCCGUGAGAUCUAG
Molecule: messenger RNA, 1278 nt
Organism: Aspergillus mulundensis
Lineage: Eukaryota; Fungi; Ascomycota; Eurotiomycetes; Eurotiales; Aspergillaceae
Gene: adB
Product: adenylosuccinate synthase ADE12
Exons: 3
Coding region: 1-1278 (425 amino acids)
Biological process (GO): 'de novo' AMP biosynthetic process; IMP metabolic process
Cellular component (GO): cytoplasm
Molecular function (GO): adenylosuccinate synthase activity; GTP binding
Source: RefSeq, a predicted model, not a curated record